AAGCUACAGCAGUAGUGCAUUCUUAUCGUUCGUACAGUUCUCCAGUACCUAGAGGGUAGUUAGUGCAGUUGGCAAAUUGCAUCGCAGUGCAGAGCGUUAAAAAAUCAAAACCAUCCACAAGAUGAAAGUGCUGGUAUGCGUUGCUGUGAUCGUGUCCGUGUUUGGUGUUGCUCUUAGUGCUCCCCUAGACGGACAGCAACAGACAGUGGCGAUUGAAGGUGGAGCAAAACGCCAGGAAAAGCGUGGUAUUGGUCUCGCAUACACCGGGCUAACCGGGUUUGGUGCGUACGAUACGUCCCUUGGACUGGCCGGUUAUCCUGCCACAGCUUACGUCACCCCGACCGUGAUCAAAUCAACCUACACUGUACCGGCGGCAGCUACGUACCAUACGGCGGCCUACGAUGCGGCACAUAGCAAGUUCGGCUAUGGUGGCUUCUAUCCGGCCAGCUACGGAGGCUUCGGCACGGGGGGAUACGGAUAUGGCGGAUUUGCGGCUCCGGCGGCCACCUACAGCAAAAUCGUUCAUCCCGCCACCAGCACGUACACGAAGGUCAUCCAGACGUAUCCGUCGGCAGCGGUUGUAGCCGCUGGUACACCUGCGGUCGCUAGCUACACCGGUGUUGGUAGCCUCGGAGGAUACGUUUACUAAGGGGACAGGGAACAAUACAAUAUGCUAAAGUGACCCGAAUGUCGUGAACGGUUUGGGAAUGGAUGCUGUAAAUGAUGUAUGGUAAUAAAGUGUAACAAAAAGUG
Anopheles arabiensis is the source of this 753-nucleotide messenger RNA. RefSeq lists its product as uncharacterized. The coding region runs from base 122 to 649 and encodes 175 amino acids. Lineage: Eukaryota; Metazoa; Arthropoda; Insecta; Diptera; Culicidae. The record is from RefSeq and is a predicted model, not a curated record. The transcript is spliced from 3 exons.